GGUUACCCACGUUAUUGCACCACUACAGACUCCGAGGGUCGAGCUGUACUCCGUCCCGGCAAGAGUAAACGUGGAAAACUGCGAGGCCUUCCGGGAAGUCGAAGUCUGCAACAGGCCCUAAACGGCUGUGAAGAUGUCGCUUUUCUCGAUUUCCUUCGCCGCUGCCUGCACUGGUUGCCCGACGAACGAAUGACGCCACGUGAGGCGUUUCGUCACGAAUGGCUUCGCCGCCGUCUUCCUCGGCCUCCCUUGAUUGAUGGCAAUGACCAGCAGCCGCAAACUCUGCAAUACCACCACCACCAACACCAACACCAACAACGACAGCAGCAGCAGCAGCAGCAGCAACAGCCCUCCUCUCCGUGCUCACAACGGCAGGUGAAUCAACUGAAAAGGUCAAACGGAAUGGGUGAAGUCUGCACCAACAGUCUGACGGUGGCACCAGCCGCAGAGUCGACACCAAGCGCCAGUCUGACAGCAACCCUCGGUUUGCCCAAUUCCACAGGUACCGUGAUCACUUCUGCCGCCAUGGCAACCAGUGAGCUCAAUGCUGCUGCCGGUCGGAAGAGACCGGACAGUCCGAGUCGUCUGCAUGUGCCGAUAACCGCCGUCAGCGGGUCCGAUAAGGCGAUGGCACGAGCCCAACCGCCGCCUCAGGUGCAACCACAGGCGCAGGUGAUCAUUCAACGACACACUCAAUCAUUGCUGCAGCCCUCUUCGCCAUCCCAGCCCGCCCAGCAACAGAGUAGAGGGGCGGGGCAACAGCAAAAGUCACAUUCGUCAUCAAAGACGAUUGUGGCCUGUCCUUCGACGGGUACCACGGGUCAGCAGACUCUGCAAUUCUUGCAGCCGCCCGUCUUUGAGACGGCCUAUCCGAUCACGUCUACGAUGAGCGCAACGACAAGCUCUUCGAGCGACCAAGAUGGCGGCAGAUCCUCGGUGACGCAUGCCAGCACAACCGGUUUCUCUUGUCUCUCAGCCUCAUUCUCCACCGUCCAGCUGCCCACGACCGGCCGAUGCCUCCCACCGGCGCCGCCGUCGACGCCUCCACUCCCGACAUUGCUUAACCAACCGGCAGCGUCCGCCUGUCUUCCCGUCUCCGCCAAUCCGACCGGACUCACUGGCUUGGGUCCCACGAAGACCGGCAGUCCGUCGCCUCGUGACGCCCGUCCGCAUGCCGGACUCACCAGCUCAGACUCGACAGCCACCACAAACAGCCUGACAAACUGGAUAUCCGAAAUCAGUACUCUUCCCACCCUUCUCAAGCCGGGACAGGCAGCCACUGGGGCGUCCGGACGGGUGGAUCUCUCGAAUUCACCCCUUUCAGAGGCCGUUCAUGAGACGGCCGGUGAUCAUCAGAACUCCGGACAGCCGGCCUCUUUGGCUCCAACUCAUUCGCUGUCACAACGCAGUGGGCAAGAGCAACAACAACAACGACACUCUGGCCAAUCACAGUACGCCCUCCAUUCACAUCGUCAUCACUACCAUCAGCAUGCUCACCACCAGCAUUACCAACAUCCACACAAUCAUCAGGGACACCUGCCUCAAGCCCAGGCCCAAUCUCAGCCUCAGCCCCAACCUCAGCCCCAGCCCCAGCCCCAGCCUCAGCCUCAGCCACAACCUCAACCUCAACCUCAGCAACAAAGCCAAAGCCUCUCAGGUCGCAUACAUCCACAGGGUGGAUGUACUCAAGUCAUUGCCAGUCAACAAAUGAGAUCCUUGUCAGGCCAACCAGUGGUGUUCUCGGGCCAUGCGACUAGCGGGACUCAAGAGGCCCGCUUGUCGAAGGCCUACACGACACAGGAAUCCGAGGCGCAGACUCUUCUUGCCGAUGAGAUGAGGAAAAAGCAUUUUUAA
Messenger RNA from Protopolystoma xenopodis, 1854 nucleotides. The record is from the annotation of a GenBank genome assembly. NCBI's taxonomy places the organism in Eukaryota, Metazoa, Platyhelminthes, Monogenea, Polystomatidea, Polystomatidae.